GUUGUUGUUCUCCCUUGGAAGGAAGUUUUACACCAUGAUUUGGGCAAGAGCAGUUUGGAUAGAGAAUUAUGAGGAAAUAGAAGAUGUUGUGCCUAGAAAGUGGAUAGAUACAGAAAAAAAAUUGUUAUUCUGGCCUGCAGGUGUAUCUUAUCGAAGAGCUGUUAAAGAAGAAAUGGAUGUGGAUGAAACAUGGAACAAAUAUAAACUUAUUAAAAUUAAAUUUGAAAGUGAUAAUAUGGAGGAGCUGAAAGAAUAUUGUUACACCACUGCAGCAGAGGAGGAAGAUGUAGUAGAUAUUUGUGUUUCCAAAAGUGCCUUUAAAUUGAAAAAGUUACCUGAUUUUCCUUUGCCUCCACCAGUUUUUAAAUCUGUGGAGAAAAAUCCAUUAAAGAGAUCCUUUGACUUUAGUUUAUCUCCUGGUUCUACUUCUUUCAAACAAUCAAAUCUGUGUUCUUUGUCAGACACUUUUUUACCUCAACAUUCAAUUACAGAGGAACAAUCUACAUCUUAUUCUGGUACAUUAUUUUUAUCUCCCGAAUCUCAAGAAUCCAAAAAAAAGCUUCUGAAAACAGAUGUACAAAAAACUGCGCUUGUACCAGAGAAGUUAGUUAAAAAUCAAUUUCCUAUGGAAGUUGGAAAAUACCAGCACAUGAUUUUCAAGAUGCUUUCAAAGGGUUUUGAAAAGCAAGAGCUUAUUUUAGCAUUAAACAAGCAAUCACAAAGUAAUAUUGCAAUUAAGCAGUUAGAAACAAUUGCAGAGUUUGAGGACUUUAACAAAAGUUUAGUGGAUGAUUGUGUUAGACUUGAUUUGGUUAAACAACUCAGUUUUUUAUGUGCCGAAGAUUUUAAACAACUGACAAGAUUGGUCAUGAAUAGAUUAUUUACAAAUACCCUGUUGACACAGUUCAACUUAAAAGGUUCUGGCGGAAAGAUUGGUUUACAUUCAACCAAACUAUAUGAUGUAAUAGAAGAAGUAGUAAAAAGAAGGUUUGAAAAGGUUUCAAAUGCUGAAAUUAAAGAGCAAAUUGGACGUUUUUGUAAAAAUGCUCCUUCGCGGGAAAAAAAUAAAUAAAACGAAUUAUUCUUUUUUAUUUUUUCUGUAAAUUUUCAUAUAGAAAUCUUUUUUAUUUUGUGUAAAUUGUUAUAUAGAAAGAUAUUAAUUAACAAUCCAA
Messenger RNA from Hydra vulgaris (swiftwater hydra), 1172 nucleotides. NCBI's taxonomy places the organism in Eukaryota, Metazoa, Cnidaria, Hydrozoa, Anthoathecata, Hydridae. The record is from RefSeq and is a predicted model, not a curated record.